Sphaeramia orbicularis (orbiculate cardinalfish) is the source of this 2008-nucleotide messenger RNA. RefSeq names its product galactose-3-O-sulfotransferase 2 (gene gal3st2). The transcript has 4 exons. Gene Ontology annotation, biological process: glycolipid biosynthetic process. The coding region runs from base 64 to 2001 and encodes 645 amino acids. Gene Ontology annotation, molecular function: galactosylceramide sulfotransferase activity. Gene Ontology annotation, cellular component: membrane. The record is from RefSeq and is a predicted model, not a curated record. NCBI's taxonomy places the organism in Eukaryota, Metazoa, Chordata, Actinopteri, Kurtiformes, Apogonidae.
UCAGACCGGAUCGCGUCGACUGUCGGACCGGAGCCGGACCGGACUGUCCUGGGUUCGGUGGAGAUGCUGUGGUCGUCCUCGCGCAGAUGGGUUCGGGAGCAGCCCGUCAGCUCCGGGACCGGGUGUGUCAGGCGUGUGUUGUGUACCAGGCGUCACUCUCUGUGGAUCCUCCUCAUUCUGCUCCUGGUCUGCAUCGCCUUUCAAACCUUUGUCGCCCGCCAGGCCAGGACUGAUAAAGUGCCAGGACUUCCACAUCUGGGCUUCACUGUGAACCAGCAGCAGAACCUGUGGGGGGGGUUGGGUGUCCAGAACCUGUGGGGGGGGUUGGGCGUCCAGAACCCCAGGUCACUGCACACAGAGACGGCGUCCCGUGUCCACAUCCAGACCGUGGACAACAGACACAUGUCCAACGGACACCAAACGGACUACCUAGUCACCGGUUCCUCCCAGGAGACCAGAAGCAUUCCAGCCUUUGAGCCCCAACACCAGAACCAGCUGAGCCUGGACUCUACCUUCAGGACAGAUCCACCUGCUGAACCUGAACCCCAGCCCCAGCCCCCCCACAGCCCCAGUCCAUCCAGGUCCCCCAGAGUCCACCUGGACUCUACCUUCAGGACAGAGCCACCUGCUGAACCUGAACCCCAGCCCCAGCCCCCCCACAGCCCCAGUCCAUCCAGGUCCCCCAGCGUCCACCUGGACUCUACCUUCAGGACAGAUCCACCUGCUGAACCUGAACCCCAGCCCCCCCACAGCCCCAGUCCAUCCAGGUCCCCCAGCGUCCACCAGGGGGACACCUGCCGGCCGCAGUCUCACAUCGUCUUCCUGAAGACACACAAAACGGCCAGCAGCACCAUCCUCAACAUCCUGUACCGCUACGGUGAGAGCCGGAACCGCACCUUCGCCCUCCCCCUGAACAAACACAGUCAGCUGUUCUACCCGUUCUUUUUCACCUCCCACUUCGUGGAGGGCAUCAACAGCCGCAGCGUCCAGGAGUUCCACAUCAUGUGCAACCACAUGAGGUUUAGAAAAUCUGAGGUGGAGAAGGUGAUGCCUGGGGAUUCCUUCUACUUUUCCAUCCUGAGGAAUCCUGUGGCCAUGAUGGAGUCCAUCUUCAUCUACUAUAAGAGCAUUCCUGCCUUCCAAAAGACCCCCAGCUUGAACGACUUCCUAAACGACUGCUGGACUCACUACAACUCCUCGGUCCCCAACAACCACUACGCUCACAACAUCUUGGCUUUUGAUUUCGGUUUCAACAACGACGUCACGGCUGACUCCGAAGACCUGGAGGAAAGAGUGAGCAGGGCCAUUGGCACCAUCGAACGAGACUUCCAUCUCAUUCUUAUUUCAGAAUACUUUGACGAGUCUAUGAUCUUGCUCAGACGCGCCCUCUGCUGGUCUCUGGAAGACAUCGUGUCCUUUAAGCUCAACAGUCGCAGUGAGCAAACUCGUCGCCAACUUUCACCAGAAACUGCAGAGAUGAUCAAGAGGUGGAACGCCUUAGAUUGGAGGAUAUACCUGCACUUUAACUCCACCUUCUGGCACAAAGUUGACACACUGAUUGGGCGUGAGCAGAUGAAGAAGGAUGUGACUGAGUUGAGAGAACUACAGACCAAGCUAGCAAACACCUGCCUCAAAGACGGUGGGGCGGUUGACCCGUCCAAGAUAAAGGACACGGGGUUAAAACCUUUCCAGUAUGGAGCAGCGAUCAUUCAGGGCUACAACCUCAACACAGACAUAGAUGAAGACACCAAGACUCGAUGUCAGAGACUGGUAACACCAGAGCUUCAGUACACAGACCGUCUGUACACUCAGCAGUUCCCUGAGCUUUCUGCCAAGCAACGACAAGCAACCAGGAUGAACCGGCAGCGCUCAGACCGACCACAGGCCAUGAGCCCGGGUUGGCCUCAAAACAGGCGCAUCAUCAGACGCAAAUAUAUGAUCCUCAAGAGCCAGAGUGGCCUUUCAACCCACAACGCACACAAUAAAACAAGUAUUCCAUGAGUGGUAA